CGACGACGACAAGGUUGCGAGCAAUCGACUCUCGAAAAUGGAUGAACGAAUAUAAAAAUGGUGCACCAGAGAUCACAAGUGCACGAGUUCGUCGAUCGAAUCGCAAGCGUAUUUGCGAUAUAUCACAAAGAAUAACGAACAAUUAUAAACGCAAGACAUGCAGCGCACGGGAAUUCGGAUUAUUCGAAAGGUCCUGGGUAGUAGGGCAUAUACCACUGCACCUGCACAAGAACAGAUGGUGUCUGCUACCUUCAAGGUACAGGAUCUGAAGGAUUUCAACGAACGAGUAAAAAAUUCCAAAGUACCUGUUAUCGUGGACUUUUUUGCAACAUGGUGUAAUCCAUGUCGUAUGUUGACUCCAAGAAUAGAAACGGUCGUCGCCGAAAAGCAGGGAAAGAUACUGUUGGCAAAAGUUGACAUCGACGAAAAUACAGACCUCGCUCUUGAUUACCACGUUGGAUCCGUACCUGUUCUUAUCGCUAUGAAAGACGGGAAAGUCUUGGAAAGAAUAGUCGGUCUGCAAGAUACCGACAAACUUCGACAAUUCGUUAACAAGUAUACAGAAUAGCGCAGUACGAAGAAAUUAUAAAUUACAUAAUCUUUAUCCUCCUUCGUCACUCCUUGUACAGAAAAUUUACAUACAUUGUACAUGUUUCAAAGGAUUUAGCACCCAUAUUCCCAGCAAAUCCUUUUUAGUAAAAUGAAUAAAUGUAUUUCGAUAUAUG
Messenger RNA from Ooceraea biroi (clonal raider ant), 725 nucleotides. RefSeq names its product thioredoxin, mitochondrial. The record is from RefSeq and is a predicted model, not a curated record. Gene Ontology annotation, cellular component: mitochondrion. Gene Ontology annotation, molecular function: protein-disulfide reductase activity. Gene Ontology annotation, biological process: cell redox homeostasis. Lineage: Eukaryota; Metazoa; Arthropoda; Insecta; Hymenoptera; Formicidae.